AUGUCGGAGCAGGAACCCACCGACGUGCCCGAGGCGGCGCCGGACGCCCCGGCCGAGGAGACGCCGGCCGCGGAGGAGCCUGCGCCGGAGGCCGAAGGCCAGCCCGAGGGUGAUGCUGCGCCCGCAGCGGAGGACCCUGCGCCCGAGGACGCGCCGCCCGCCGCCGAGAACGAGGCCGACGCCGCCGCUGAGCCGCCCGCGGACGCGGGCGACGACGCGCCCGCUCCCCCGGACGCACCGCCCGCCGACGUAGACACCGACGCACCUGCCGAGCCCGCGCCGGGGCCCGCGGGCGACCCGGGGGACGCCGCCGCCGCGUCCGAGGACGCAGCCGAGCCCGAGAAGCCCGAGGACGCGCCGCCCGCGGACCCGGAGCCCGCCGCGGACGCCCCGCCGGCCGCGGAGGACAGCGCACCCGCGGAGCCCGAGGCUGCGCCCGCGGCGGAGGAGGACGCCGCGCCGGCCGCGGAGGAAGAAGCCCCCGCGACGCCCGCAGCGGAGGAGGAGCCCGCGGCGGAGCCGGAGCCCGCAGCGGAGCCGGAGGCCACCGAGGAGCCUGCGCCGGCCGCCGAGGGCGCCGCGGAGCCGGAGCCUGCGCCGGAGCCCGAGGCGCCCGCGGAGGAGACGCCCGAGCCGGAGCCCGAGGCGCCGGCGGAGGCCGCGGAGGACACCGCUGCGGACGAUGCGGAGGCGGACGCUGCCAUGGGCGACGACGUAGGCGAGGGCGGCGCGGAGGAGGCGCCGGCGGCGGAGGAGGCGCCGGCGGCGGAAGAGGCGCCGAAGCCCGUGGUGCCUGCGAAGGCGAAGACGAUGGGCGUGCGUCCGUACCUGGACAGCACCGUGGUGCCGAUCCUGCGCCAGGGACUGAGGGCGCUCGUCAAGGUGCGGCCGGAGGACCCGUACGAGUGGCUCGCGAACUACCUCGUGCAGCACAAGCCCCUGUCCUAG
This is a messenger RNA of Pedinophyceae sp. YPF-701, 948 nucleotides long. Lineage: Eukaryota; Viridiplantae; Chlorophyta; Pedinophyceae. The record is from the annotation of a GenBank genome assembly.